Salvelinus fontinalis (brook trout) is the source of this 2970-nucleotide messenger RNA. Its product is annotated as carbonic anhydrase 4-like. The record is from RefSeq and is a predicted model, not a curated record. The coding region runs from base 699 to 1622 and encodes 307 amino acids. Gene Ontology annotation, molecular function: zinc ion binding; carbonate dehydratase activity. NCBI's taxonomy places the organism in Eukaryota, Metazoa, Chordata, Actinopteri, Salmoniformes, Salmonidae. Gene Ontology annotation, cellular component: plasma membrane. The transcript has 8 exons.
ACAGUAUAAUAUCUCUGUGUGUGUGCGUGUGAGUUAGUUAGUUAGUUAUUAACUAUCAGAUGAGGUGACAACCUCUUUAUCCUCUAUAUAGAUGGAGGAGUUUAUAAUUGGACUUUAACAUAAAACAAGUUGAUGCUGCAUGGCUGAGAUUACGUUUUAUCACCAAGAUCCAGGUCAGUUAAAUAAAGGGGUCAUGGGGAAACAUAUUACCCACACCCUCAUCAUUCCAGAGGGGGAAUAGCUCAGAUUCUGAACAAUGGACACACACACACACACACACACACACACACACACACACACACACACACACACACACACACACACACACAGAGAUAUAUGUUUAAGUAAUCAGAGGUGGUCAGUUGUCACUUUGUAUAAUGAGAUAUCUCUACCUGCAUGGUGUUAGUUUAGUGUCAGUCUUCUCAUACCCCCUGACAGUUGAACUGUCAAUAAAUGCCAGCAUAUUCAUUAUUGAAAAUAAUCUCAUAAUGAAGACCUCUGUAAAUAUGUGAGCAAUUGAUAGGCUAUUAGAGGAAAUGUUAUCGGUUGGGAUGUUUAAUAGAAGUAAUGCCCGAGGGGGAGGGGCCAGGGCUGUUAAUAAAGUAUAAGACCCCCUUAGAAGAAGAAUGGAUCACAUUUAAUAACGAACUCAUUGUGUUCCCCUGCGCCGCUCGAGCCUGACAGAGACGCGCUCCAAAAUGCAGCGGCAUCUAAUCGUACAGAUUUUUUUGCCAUCCUUUUUGAAGAUCUGCACCGGGGCAGAUUGGUGCUACCAGUCCCAGCAUACCUGUGCCACCCCUUGUAAUGGACCUGAGAAGUGGUAUCAUGCCAACAAAGACUGUGAAGGCAUAGCCCAAUCCCCCAUCAACAUCGUCCACAGGAAGACCCUACCAGAUGAGCGCCUCACACCCUUCCAGUUCAGAAAAUACCAGGAUUCCUUCCGUGGCCUGAUCAAAAACAAUGGACACUCUGUUCAGGUGAACGUGCCUCACCAACCGUAUGUGAUUGGUGGAGACCUGGAGACGCCCUAUAAGGUAGUGCAGUUCCACCUGCACUGGGGAAAGAACGGAGGACCAGGGUCGGAACACACUAUUGACGGAGAGCAGUACCCCAUGGAGCUGCAUAUUGUUCACAUGAAUGAGGAAUACUCAAAAUUGGAAGAUGCCUUGAAAGACCCUAUAGGAGUUGCAGUCCUUGGAUUUUUCUAUGAGGAAUCCCUCAGUGCCAACAGAAAAUAUGAUCCUGUUGUAAGAGCCCUCCAGACCAUCAUGACGACUGGUGCCAAUACAACUCUGGUCUCAGUUUCUCUGGAACAGCUGAUUCCUCCCCAGCAGAACCUAACCAACUACUACCGCUACAAGGGCUCCCUCACCACCCCCGGCUGUACUGAGUCUGUGAUCUGGACUGUGUUCGAGAAGCCCAUCCCUCUCAGCAGAGACCAGCUGCGGGUGUUCUCAGACCUCCAGUUUAAGGAUGGCAAGCCUAUGGUGGGUACAUUCCGGCCGGUGCAGCCCCUGAAUGGCCGCGUGGUGUACCGGUCGGGAGGCGUUGUGGUAGUGGCCAGCACUGCAAUCCUCAUGGCCUCCUUCACCAUGGCGAUGGGACUGUCACAGCCCAACUAGAGGAAGGAAGGCUUUCUGAGUGAGCCGCACCACGACAUGCAUGAACACAAUGAGUUCUCAAAACCAAAAACCAAACAACCAACUGACAAACUAAAGUACAGCACCAACCAACAGCCAUGCCCUAAACAUUCAGCCUGAAAACCAACACGCCCCAGGCCCUUACGAUACAUCAUAGUGAUUCAUGAGUUCUAGAGUUCUUGAAUUAUCGAGUUCUGUAGCUCGAGUUCUAAAGUUCACAAGUCCUACAGUCCAUAGGUUCAACCUCCCUCACCGUCCAAUGUCAGAUCAAUUUAGAGUCCUCAGCCUAAAUUUACAAUACAAAAUGUGAGGAGCCUCUGCUCAGUGCUCAGGUCGUUGGGUCGCUGCACUAGAGUCUAAACAUAGACGUCAAUAAAUCCAUGACCUAGUUGGUACUAGACUGGCACGUGACCAUGUUCUUAGAACGGAAUGUGUGAAUGGUUUGUCAUAGCUAAUAAUAGAUAGCACUCAUAAAUACUCUCCAGUUAAAACCUAGGAGAGGAGAAGAGAGAGAUGCCAUGGCCUUGCCUUUCCCUCUGCAUUGCCCUCUGCAACUCCUAUUUCCACCACCACUGUCACCAGUCAGGUGGGGAUUCUAUGCCACCCACCACGGGCCGGGCAAAUUAUCUGAGGGGUGAGGGGAACGGAGGUCCCCUAGCUCCAGGUGAAUCACCCACCAUAGGGUAAUAGAAGGGCACAGGCUGAUGAUGAUCGCAACGGACCAUGCUAUUCUGUGUGUUACCGAGUUAAGAGGCUGAACUGUCCCUGUCCCGACUCCCAGAUCCCCAGUCACAUAUGAGUUCCACGAGGAGGAGAUGGAGGAUAAUAAUGAUGAUGAUGCAGUGAUGGGGCGAAGAGCUUGUCGGCUCCCUGCAAAACUGUUCUGACAUUAGGUCAUGAGGCAAGUGACAGGGGGAUUCUGAAGCCGCAGUUUCUAGAAGCUAAAUACAGCAAUGUUUAAGAUAAAUAAUUAAUUAAUAAAUAGAUAGAUUAAUCAAUUGAUUUGAAAAAUUUACUUAUUGAUUGAUACUUAUUGAACCAUUGUCAUUACAGCGUUCUGACCAAUUAUCCAUUUAGCAUUGAUCUGCAUGUUCUCUCGUGCUGUAAUCUUGCUGUAACAGAACUACAGUACAGUACCAUACAGACUGUACAACUGUAGCACAGCUUUCUACCCAGCCACCAUGGACACUUCAGUAACUUUAUACUCCUUCUCCACCAGCUAGGCCAAUUAAACUGUCUCAGCUUCAUCUUUGCGAACAUGCGACUUGUGUCCAUGGCUUGUACUGCAGGGUCUCGGAUGCAUUGAAUUAUACCCACUGUGAAUUAUUAC